Messenger RNA from Eutrema salsugineum, 1206 nucleotides. RefSeq names its product zinc transporter 6, chloroplastic. Lineage: Eukaryota; Viridiplantae; Streptophyta; Magnoliopsida; Brassicales; Brassicaceae. The transcript has 2 exons. Gene Ontology annotation, molecular function: zinc ion transmembrane transporter activity. Bases 81 to 1106 code for a protein of 341 amino acids. Gene Ontology annotation, cellular component: plasma membrane. Gene Ontology annotation, biological process: zinc ion transmembrane transport. The record is from RefSeq and is a predicted model, not a curated record.
CGCGCACUAGCCGAUUCCAAUCUCUCUCUUGUUCUUCUUCUUCAUUUCACGGUUGGUCUCAACUUCUUCCACAAUCAAUCAUGGCUUCUUGCGUCAGCGGAACAGAGGCGGCGAUAAGAGCUGCGGCAUGUAGAGACGGAGAAGCAGCGGCUCAUCUAAAGCUAAUCUCCGUCUUCGUCAUCUUCCUCACUAGCGUUUUCGGGAUCUCUGCUCCUGUUCUCCUCGCUCGUUACUUCCACGGGAAGCCUCUCUACGAUAAAGCAAUCCUCGUCAUAAAAUGUUUCGCCGCCGGCGUGAUUCUCUCCACGUCGCUCGUCCACGUCUUGCCGGAAGCGUUCGAGUCGCUCGCCGAUUGCCAGGUGUCAUCUCGGCAUCCGUGGAGAGAUUUUCCGUUCGCCGGUUUGGUGACUAUGAUCGGAGCUAUAACGGCUUUGUUGGUUGAUUUAACGGCGAGCGAACAUAUGGGACACGGUGGUGGUGGUGGUGGCGGCGGAGGAAUGGAGUAUAUACCGGUGGCUGCGGCGGUUGGGGGUUUGGAGAUGAAGGAAGGGAAGUUUGGGGCUGAUUUGGAAAUACAAGAAAAUAGUGAGGAGGAAAAAGUGAGGAUGAAACAGAGAUUAGUGUCUCAAGUUCUUGAGAUUGGGAUUAUAUUUCACUCGGUUAUAAUUGGUGUAACCAUGGGAAUGUCACAGAAUCAGUGUACCAUUAGACCUUUGGUCGCUGCUCUUUCGUUUCAUCAGAUUUUCGAAGGCUUAGGACUUGGUGGUUGCAUCGCUCAGGCCGGGUUUAAGGCAGGGACAUUGGUGUAUAUGUGCUUGAUGUUCGCGGUAACGACGCCUCUCGGGAUAAUACUAGGGAUGAUGAUUUUCGCAGCGACGGGUUACGAUGACAAUAACCCGAACGCAUUGAUAAUGGAAGGUUUAUUAGGAUCACUCUCUUCAGGGAUUCUAAUAUACAUGGCUUUAGUUGACCUAAUCGCAUUGGAUUUCUUCCACAACAAGAUGUUGACGACGACCGGUGAAUCCGGUUCCAGGCUUAAGAAACUCUGUUUUGUGGCUUUGGUUUUGGGUUCUGCCUCCAUGUCACUUCUUGCUCUGUGGGCUUAAGACACAAAAUUGGAGUUGUUAUACUGUUAUAUACCAAUUUGGCCAUAGGAAGUGUAUAACUCUGUUUUUGAACAUAUUUGACUUCUGUUUACUUUAUAUA